Phaethon lepturus (White-tailed tropicbird) is the source of this 540-nucleotide messenger RNA. Its product is annotated as chromosome unknown open reading frame, human C12orf74. The transcript is spliced from 2 exons. NCBI's taxonomy places the organism in Eukaryota, Metazoa, Chordata, Aves, Phaethontiformes, Phaethontidae. The record is from RefSeq and is a predicted model, not a curated record. The coding region runs from base 1 to 540 and encodes 179 amino acids.
AUGCCUUCAGGUGACUGCAUUCGAAGACAAGGUUAUACAGAGUCUUCACUUCUGAAGCUUCCCACAAAAGAACGGAUUGGGAGCCACCAUGCACCUUUCCAGUUUGACCGGCAUGCUCUGGCCAGAAUUUCCACUUCGCCAACCUUAAGGCGUCUAAGGAUGGCCUCUGCCUCGCAAUCACUGUUAUUUCAGGACUGCUAUGACACAGCUCAACUGGGGAAUCAAAAGGAAUACACCGGCUCUCCCCACCACAUUUGUAAGAGUCCACCUCGGUGCACUACGGCUUCCUCAUUGUUGUUACCUUCUUGUGUCCAUGCAAAAUUACUGUCUUCCAAAGCCAAGUCUGAGACAACUAUGGCAGAUCCAGAGUCUGCCAGCCCCAGAUCAAAGCUGCCAAGCCAAAAAGAUCCUCUCAGCGAUGGCAGCCCCAAUGAGACACUCCAAAACUCUUGGAGAGCCAACUCUGCUACACUGCCUAGGAGAUUCCCCUGUCCCAGCCCUACAACGCAGGAGAGUGUCCAGGUAAAAGUUCCAUUAUAA